UUGGUUGCAAAAUUUGGAAACAAGGCCAUCUUUGCGAUUGUUUGGACAACAACGCCUUGGACUUUACCCGGAAAUGAAGCUGUUGCUUUUAAAGAAGAUGCUGAUUACGUUUUCCUCGUCGACUCUUCGAAAGAAAAAUCAAUUUAUGUUGCUGGUGCUGAGAAUGUAGAAGAAAUCAGUGAGCAAACCGGAAUCAAUUUCGAGAUUAUCCCUGGAUUGAUUCUCAAAGGACGGGAUUUUGUUGGAUGCAAGUAUUCACCUCCACUGAAGAGGAGCGGAUUGCGAAGUUUUCUCGCUGCUGAUCACGUGACGAGUGACAAAGGAACGGGAUUUGUUCACACUGCGCCAGCUCAUGGCCAUGACGACUUUCUAGUGGCUCUGAAGCACAGCCUGCCUCUGGAAUGUUACGUCAACGAAGAAGGAGAAUUUGUUCCCGAGUGUCCAGUGCAGGAAUUGCUGGCCAAAAAGGUAUUGGGAGGUGAAGCUGACGAUGUGGUGUUAAACUUGUUGGGAGACGAUGUUUUGAAAGUUGGAAAAUUGACGCACAGUUAUCCUUAUGACUGGCGAUCUAAGACGCCAAUUAUCAUCCGUGCGAGUCAGCAGUGGUUUUUCGACACCCAAAAAGUGCGCAGUCAGGCUUUGGAAGUCCUUGAUGAAAUUCAAGUUCGACCAAGAAAUCAGGAGCAAGGAAUGAAGGCUCAACUUAAAUCCAGACCGUACUGGUGUAUUUCCAGGCAACGUUGUUGGGGAGUCCCGAUUCCCGCCUUAUAUUCGAAAACAACCGGCGAGGCAUUUGUUUCAAGGGAUAUAACUGAAAGUAUAAAAUCCGCGAUUGACACAUUUGGGUUGGAUGCGUGGUGGCAGUUGGAGGCAUCCAAGUUUGCUCCGUCCUCUCUGUUGAAGAAAUCUCCAGAUGUCGCUCUUGGCAGAGACAUUUUGGACAUUUGGUUCGAUAGUGGGGUUUCUUGGGCGUGUCACUCGAAGGAGCAAACUGAAAAACGUGCGGAUGUUUAUUUGGAAGGAGUUGAUCAGUUUGGAGGCUGGUUUCAGUCUUCGCUCCUGACGAGUGUUGCCAUGAGGAACGUCGCUCCUUACAAGAAACUUCUGGUUCAUGGGUUCGUGGUGGACGAAACGGGGAGGAAAAUGUCCAAGUCUCUUGGAAAUGUCGUAGACUCGAAAUCUAUUUUGAAGGGUAGGAAGGGAGAAGCGGCUUAUGGGAUCGACGUGUUACGGUGGUGGGCUGUGAAUUACGGAUGCGAUGAAUCUCGGAUACGAAUUGGUGCGGGAAUCCUCGCGGAAGUUGACAAGGACCUAGAUAAAAGCAGAAACGUGCUCAAGUUUUUGCUGGGAACUUUGAAUGACUUCCAUCCUGAUGAAAUCACUUUAACAUACGAGGAACUCAAAGUUGUAGACAAAUACCUGUUGCAUCUCGUGGCUGACUUUGAGCAGCGUUGUUUGAGGCUUUAUGACGAGUGGAUGGUAGAUAGAGUCGCCAAUUUGUCUUCCCAGUUUUUGCAAGAUGCUGUUUCCGCUUGUGUUCAUUGGAUGAAAGAUAGGCUGUACUGCGAAAAUGAAGAUUCAGCUUCCAGAGUCAGUGCGCAGUUCAGCAUUUACCAAGCCCUGUUUAGGUUCCUGCAAAUCAUUGGACCUAUUGUACCUCAUAUGGCGGAAGAAGCUUGGUCUUUUUUACCGCCAUCGUCAAAUUUGAGCGGCCGGUUGUUCAAAUCAGUUUUGAAGCCGUUACCAACACAAUGGUACAAUGAAGAAGUUCUCAAAGCAAUUGAAACUGCUGAAGAAGUCCGUCGAUUGGCGACGAAUAUAUCUGGGCACAUUCCGUUGAUGCAACAGGAUGUUAAUAUUUUUGCUGGUGACGACGUUGGACGAAAACUUUCGAUUUUGCAAAAGGAAGAGGCUUCGUCGUUCUCUGAUCUGUGUGAAGUUCUCCAAGCAGCAAAAUGUUGUCUGGUGAUCAACGGAAAGUGUGAGGAACAGUUCGGAGAAGUACCGGGUGCUGCAAAGGGCGAGGGAUUCAUUGUGCACGUGAAGUUAGCAAAAACGUCCAGGUGUCCACGAUGCAGAAAAUAUUGUGCUGAGGAAGUUGGGCUCCUCUGCAGUCGGUGUUCAUCCGUUGUAUCUAAGAUCGGAGGUAGUGUUCGAGAAAAACAUUCUGGCUAUUAGUUUUAGGUUGUUUCGAGUUGUUGAAAUAGAAUAAUUUCGGUGAAGCGAU
Molecule: messenger RNA, 2227 nt
Organism: Notodromas monacha
Lineage: Eukaryota; Metazoa; Arthropoda; Ostracoda; Podocopida; Cyprididae
Source: the annotation of a GenBank genome assembly